CAUCGACGUCAAAUAAGUAAACUUAUCGUCAAAUAAGCUAUAAAUGCAUACUUAAAAUUUCAAUUUUCGCUGUAGGAAAAAAGAACAAAAAAAGAUUAAUCUCAAAUUAUUAUUUAUUAUUUUUAAAAAAAUUUCAGACCCCAACCCCAGAAAAAUUAAUUCCGGUCGCCCGUACUUUCCCUUUCUCUUUUCGAUCUUUUUUUUUCUUCAUCUGUGUCUCGGUAUUGAACGCACGUGCGAUUCAGGCGGUGUUUUGUUCCCUUCUUAUUUUCCGAUCGCCAUCAUCGUCCUCGCGAUUCUGGGUCUUACCAUCGGAAUUCCUGAGGCUUCAUUCGUAGCUUCUCUUGCUUCUGCUUUGAUUUUGUAUUUUUCCUCAGGGUACAUAAGAUACAGAUAUGCUGUAAAACUGCAGUAUUCGAAAUGACAAUUAGAGGAGGGGGAAAAAAAGUAAGCAUGAGUGGUGGUGGAUGGUACGAUUUUACAGCAAGAUUGUGGAAUAAGUUAUGGGUUUUUUUCUAGUAGUGGUAGUUACCAAAGCAAGGCGAAAACGAAGAAGGAAUAUAGAAAGAAAUGAAUGUGCAGACGCAUAUGUCAGGACAGAUAUCUGGACAGGUUCCUAAUCAAGGGGGGUUACCCCAGCAAAAUGGGAACCUGCUUCAGCCUUCCCAGAUGCAGAAUUUAGGGGUUGCUGGAGGUGUUUCUGGUGUUCUUGGCACUAGUGGUCCUUCACAUAAUAUGUUGAAUAUGGAUCCUGACCUGAUGAGAACACGUGAUUACAUGCGGGGAGAAAUCAUUAAGUUUUUAAAAUCACGCCAGCAACAUCCUAUUACCGAGGCAUCAAUGAUCAAGUUUCAGGAUUUUGCAAGACGGUUGGAAGAAGGUUUAUUUAAGAUUGCUCGCACAAAGGAGGAUUACACCAAUUUGAGUACUUUAGAGCAACGUCUACAGAUUCUAAUAAGGAAUAGUAGAAAUGUGCACAACCAAAGACAUGCUCAGCUUGUUAAUUCGGGAUCAGCACCAGUUGGUACAAUGAUACCGACCCCUGGCAUGUCACACAGUGGCAAUCCUAGCCUCAUGGUUACAUCUUCUAUAGAUACAUCUAUCAGUGCUGCCAAUGCAAGUAUACCUCCUACGAAUGUCAAUACAGGAAGUCUGUUGCCUACUGCUGGCAUGAAUAGUGGUUCCUUCAGUAGAUCUGAAGGAAAUAUAUCUAAUGGGUAUCCAAGUGCAAAUUUUCAUAUUGCUUCUGGUGGAAUGUCAUCAAUUGGUGUGCAAAGAAUGGCAAGCCAAAUGAUUCCCACUCCUGGAUUGAAUAGUAAUAACAAUAGCAUUAAUAAUCAGUCUUGCAAUAAUGUUGGACUUUCAACUGUUGAAUCAACGAUGUCAUCUCAGCCACAGCAGCAAAAGCAACAUGGUGGUCAAAACAGUCGUAUUUUGCACACCCUUGGCAGCCAAAUAGGUAGUGGCAUCAGGUCUGGUUUGCAGCAGAAAACUUUUGGGUUUCCUAAUGCUUCCCUAAAUGGUGCAUUGGGGAUGAUGGGCAACAAUAUGCUCAUCAUUAAUGAACCAGGAACUUCUGGAGGAUAUCAGACUACCACGCCUUUUGCUAAUUCACCAAAACCUUUGCAACAACACUUUGAUCAACAUCAGCGACCCCUGAUGCAAGGUGAUGGAUAUGGAAUGAACAAUGCUGAUUCUUUCGGGUCUGGAAACUUGUAUGGUUCUGCAACAUCUGUUGGAUCUAUAACAAACUCUCAGAAUUCAGAUCCAGUCAAUUUGCACUCUAUAUCCAGAGCAAAUUCUUCUUUGAUAAGCAAUCAGUCGAAUUUACAUGGUAUGCAAUCGGCUGCCCAUAUGAAUCCGCAGUCCAUGGAUCAUUUUGAGAAGAUGAAUUUCCAACCUCCGGUUUCUUCAAGAGACAAUGUCCUUCAAGCUAAUCAGCUGCAACAGUUCCAGCAGCAGUCCCUUCAGUUCCAGCAACAGCAGUUUCUGCAACAGCAACACCAUCCACAGCAAAAUCAGCAGCAUCAAAAUUUGAUAAGCAAUAAUAGUGGUUAUAGUCAGCCUCAGAUGGCUUCUGAUAUAGGUAGUCAAGUGAAGCAUGAGCCUGGAGCGGAACUCCAUGGUGAGGUUCUACAUCAACAAGCUCCUGGACAAUUUCAGCUUCCUGAAUCGCGGAGUCAAUUCCUGCAGAAUCAUGCUGAACAGAUCUCUAGUCAGCAGGAUAUGCAUUCAUCACUUCCACAAAAUUCUCAACAAAUGCAACAGAUGUUGCACCAACACCAAUUGGUUCCGGAGUCACAAAAUGAUUAUAAACUUUCAGCUGGAGCACCGCCAGAAUCAGCUGUGCAGGGCCAGUGGCUCCCUCACUCACAAGAGCAGUCUCAAAUGCCAGUGAACAUGUCACGCGAGCAGCACGUCCAAGAGGAUUUCCAGCAGAGAAUAUCUGGGCAGGAUGAAGCUCAAUGUAAUAAUUUUUCUGCCGAUGCAUCCACUAUUCCUAAAAGCUCAUCAGAUAUUUCAAAUUCAAGGGGUGCUAUCUCUAAAUCUGGAAGUGGGAGCCAUGACAGGCAAUUCCGAAAUCAAGUGAGGUGGCUUUUGUUACUGCGCCAUGCUCGUAGAUGUAAAGCAUCUGAGGGCAAGUGUGAUGGCUAUUGCUUUACUGUACGAAAAUUGUUAUCUCAUAUGGAUUCAUGUCAAUCAUCUCAAUGUUCUUAUCCUCGUUGCCAUCACUCCAAGAUAUUGAUCCGUCAUCACAAGACUUGUAGAUAUCCAGCCUGCCCUGUUUGUGUUCCUGUUAACAAUUAUGUACAGGCUCAGAAGGCACGUGCCUGUCUAAACUCUACUUCCGUUUUGCCAUCAUCGGACAGUAUAUCGACGAAAACAUCUAGUUCGGGAGACAUUUCAACUAGAAUAACUUCUACAUCUGCAGCAAUUGACACUUCUGUAGACAUACAGCCUUCAUUAAAACGCAUGAAGAUAGAACAAUCUUCUCAAUCUGUUAUUGCUAAAAGUGAAGGUCCUUUAGCAUCAGGUUGUGUUGUUACUGAAACUCACAUAUCUCAGGAUAUCCAGCGUCAAGAUUACAGAUAUGUUGACAGGCGUAUGCCAGUUAAAUCUGAGCCUAUGGAAGUGAAGACGGAUGUCCCCAUGAGUUCUGUUAAAGGUAGUCCUAUUAUUACUGAGAUGAAGGAUGUUUUGGAAGACAUUAGCAAACAGAAAUCUGAUGCUGAGCCUAUUACAAGUGAUGAAUUUGGUGGUCUUCGUAAGCAAGAAAAUGCUGAGAUUGAGAAGGAACCUGACUUGGUUAAACCAGAGAAUGUUACACAGUCUUCUGAAGGUGCAGCUGGAAAUAAGUCUGGGAAACCAAAAAUAAAAGGGGUGUCACUGACUGAACUGUUCACCCCGGAGCAAGUUCGGGAGCAUAUUACAGGUCUCAGACAAUGGGUUGGCCAGAGUAAAGCGAAAGCUGAAAAGAAUCAAGCAAUGGAGCACUCUAUGAGUGAGAACUCCUGUCAGUUAUGUGCAGUUGAGAGACUCACUUUUGAACCACCACCUAUUUAUUGUAGCCAUUGUGGUGCUCGCAUUAAGCGCAAUGCAAUGUACUACACAGUGGGUGCUGGUGAUACACGACAUUAUUUUUGUAUUCCAUGCCACAAUGAAUCUCGUGGAGAUAGCAUUGUUGUUGAUGGAACUGCCAUUCCUAAGGCAAGGCUUGAGAAGAAGAAAAAUGAUGAAGAGACUGAAGAAUGGUGGGUUCAAUGUGAUAAGUGUGAGGCUUGGCAGCAUCAAAUUUGUGCUUUAUUUAAUGGUAGAAGGAAUGAUGGUGGGCAAGCUGAAUAUACAUGCCCCAAUUGCUAUAUUGAAGAGGUUGAAAGAGGGGAGCGGAAGCCCUUACCUCAGAGUGCUGUUCUUGGCGCCAAAGAUUUGCCAAGAACAAUCCUCAGUGACCACAUAGAGCAGCGAUUAUUUAGGAGACUGAAACAGGAAAGACAAGAGAGGGCCAAAGUUCAAGGAAAGAGUUAUGAUGAGGUUCCUGGUGCUGAGGCACUUGUGGUUAGAGUUGUUUCAUCGGUUGACAAAAAGCUGGAAGUGAAGCCACGGUUUCUUGAAAUCUUUCAAGAAGAGAAUUAUCCGCUAGAGUUUCCAUAUAAAUCAAAGGUAGUUUUAUUGUUUCAGAAGAUUGAAGGGGUUGAAGUAUGCUUGUUUGGGAUGUAUGUUCAAGAAUUUGGAUCAGAAUGUGCAUUCCCUAAUCAGCGCCGUGUUUAUCUGUCAUACCUAGACUCAGUCAAGUAUUUCCGUCCUGAGGUUAAAGCAGUUACCGGAGAGGCUCUCCGUACAUUUGUUUACCAUGAAAUCCUUAUUGGAUACCUUGAAUAUUGCAAGAAGCGUGGUUUUACAAGUUGCUAUAUAUGGGCUUGCCCUCCACUAAAGGGUGAAGAUUAUAUCAUAUAUUGUCAUCCAGAAAUUCAGAAAACACCCAAAUCAGAUAAACUGCGGGAAUGGUAUUUAGCAAUGUUAAGGAAAGCUUCCAAGGAAAACAUUGUAGUUGAUCUUACUAAUUUAUAUGAUCAUUUCUUCCAAACUACGGGUGAAUGUAAGGCAAAGGUAACAGCAGCUAGGCUGCCAUAUUUUGAUGGUGAUUACUGGCCUGGGGCUGCUGAAGAUCUAAUUAUUCAGCUUCGUCAAGAAGAUGGCAGAAAGCUGAAUAAAAAAGGAACAAUCAAAAAGACCCUAACAAAAAGGGCUUUGAAAGCAUCUGGUCAGGCUGAUCUCUCUUCUAAUGCAUCAAAGGAUCUGCUGCUGAUGCAUAAACUUGGUGAGACCAUUUCUCCAAUGAAAGAGGAUUUUAUCAUGGUUCACUUGCAGCAUUGUUGCACUCAUUGUUGUAUCCUGAUGGUAUCUGGAAGCCGCUGGGUCUGUAAUCAGUGCAAGAACUUUCAGAUUUGUGAUAGGUGCUAUGAAACAGAGCAGAAACGUGAAGAAAGAGAGAGACAUCCCUUCAAUCAGAGGGAAAAACAUGUUCUCUAUCCAGUUGAAAUUACUGAUGUACCUACUGAUACAAAGGAUAGAGAUGAAAUUCUUGAGAGUGAAUUCUUCGAUACUAGGCAGGCAUUUUUGAGUCUUUGUCAAGGGAAUCAUUAUCAGUAUGAUACCCUAAGGCGGGCCAAACAUUCCUCAAUGAUGGUUCUUUACCAUCUGCACAAUCCAACUGCCCCUGCAUUUGUCACAACCUGUAAUGUAUGCCAUCUGGACAUUGAAACUGGUCAAGGCUGGCGCUGUGAAGUGUGUCCUGAUUAUGAUGUGUGCAACUCCUGUUACUACAAGGAUGGGGGCAUUGAUCAUCCUCAUAAGUUAACGAAUCAUCCAUCCUUGGCUGAACGUGAUGCACAAAAUAAAGAGGCAAGGCAACUACGGGUUGUGCAGCUGAGGAAAAUGCUUGACCUUUUGGUUCAUGCAUCACAAUGUCGUUCUGCACAUUGCCAAUACCCAAAUUGUCGGAAAGUGAAGGGGCUUUUCCGCCAUGGAAUACAAUGCAAAAAACGUGCUUCUGGUGGUUGUGUACUUUGCAAGAAAAUGUGGUAUCUACUACAACUUCAUGCUCGAGCAUGCAAAGAAUCUGAAUGCCAUGUACCACGUUGCAGAGAUCUAAAGGAACAUUUGAGGAGGCUUCAACAGCAGUCUGAUUCUCGGCGAAGGGCUGCUGUGAUGGAGAUGAUGAGACAAAGAGCAGCAGAGGUUGCUGGUAACUCUGCGUAACUAAAACCAAAUUGUAAAUAUAAAUUUGGAUUUUGAUGAAAAUGCUCCCUCCUAGAAAGGCAGGUAGAAAAUAGUUUUCGUGCUGCUCCAUUGGUUCACUUCUUGCAACUAGGCGCUGAUGGGGAAAGCCGGUGGAUCUCUAGAAGCUCAGAAGGGUAUACAGGCAUAGAAAACUACAAACAGAUUGAUUAGUGAUGGCUUCUUAGCGCACAAUUCUUUCAUUCAUAAAACGCGUGACCAGAUUCCCUAAAACCAAGUUGAUGAAGUUUUUAUAGAUCUGAUCAGCCUGCAACAGUUGCUUACUAUGCCGCCUUGCCUCGCCUUGCCUCUCCUUGGAGCUCAAAUUAUAGAUGUGUGUCAAUGCCGUGAUCUGGUUAUUAUUUUUAGUUUUUUAUUUUUUGUAUUCAUUGCCAUCCCUUUGGUGGCGAAUGUGUUAUAAUUGUUCUAAAUCUGUCGAAAUUGCUUCUUACAGAGGAAUGUUGGAUUGAAGGAGCUUAGUUUCAAUAUCUUUUUUUUUUUUUCCGGUUUUUUUCCCUUUUGUUCUUGGAACAUUGACACCCCUUUUUGUAGAAAGGCUUCUUUAUGUUUAAGAUGGAAAAAUAAGUAGAAGCAUUGGAGAA
Molecule: messenger RNA, 6380 nt
Organism: Gossypium arboreum
Lineage: Eukaryota; Viridiplantae; Streptophyta; Magnoliopsida; Malvales; Malvaceae
Product: histone acetyltransferase HAC1-like
Exons: 17
Coding region: 571-5760 (1729 amino acids)
Biological process (GO): positive regulation of transcription by RNA polymerase II
Cellular component (GO): transcription regulator complex; histone acetyltransferase complex
Molecular function (GO): histone acetyltransferase activity; chromatin DNA binding; zinc ion binding
Source: RefSeq, a predicted model, not a curated record